This is a messenger RNA of Fundulus heteroclitus (mummichog), 10608 nucleotides long. RefSeq names its product multiple EGF-like-domains 8 (gene megf8). The transcript is spliced from 44 exons. NCBI's taxonomy places the organism in Eukaryota, Metazoa, Chordata, Actinopteri, Cyprinodontiformes, Fundulidae. Bases 409 to 9063 code for a protein of 2884 amino acids. Gene Ontology annotation, molecular function: calcium ion binding; protein binding. The record is from RefSeq and is a predicted model, not a curated record.
ACCUGCGGCUCAGUCUUUUGUGUUGGCAAACCUAUGGUUACAGCUAGCCAGCCAUAAACACCAAAAAACAAGGACGCUGGGGGUCUCUAACAUGGGACUGCGCGAGUAAAGGCGUCCAAAACCUAUAGCGGGUUCCCGCUUGGCAUGUAACAUCGCCGGACGACAGGUUUUCCUCGCAGAGCAGCACCGAGGAACGCCGUAAUUAUUCCUCCGAGGGAUGAUUUGUCGUGGUUCUCUGCGGCCACUGACGCAUCUGGAUUUAGCAGAGCUCCGUGUUGCAGCCUCUCGCCAUCCGCAGGGAGUUCGACUGCGGCUAGCUAGCGGAGCUAGCUGUCAGGUUACCCCGAAAGGAUAAGCCGACCCAUGCGGUUGCUGGCCUUACGAUAGCCGUCGACCAUGUAAAUUAUUAUGCGACCAAAGAGACGGGAAUCGGCAGUGCCAGAGAUGGCCUCCCCUCUCCCUGUCUCCGUUGUCAUUCUGGUGGUCCUGCUGUCAGCCCAGUUAGCCAUGUGCCAGGCAGGGGACUGCAAGGGCCACAGGCAGGUGCUGAGGGGACCUCCAGGUUAUGUCACAGACGGACCCGGAAACUACUCUGUUAAUGGGAACUGCGAGUGGCUUAUCAAAGCUCCCAGCAGCAGUCAUCGAAUUGUGUUGAACUUCACCUUCAUGGAAACCGAGUGUACCUAUGACUACGUGUUUGUGUACGAUGGCGACUCCUACCAAAGCCCACUUCUUGCCAGCCUGAGUGGCAACUCGUUGCCUGAAUCCAUUGAAGCCAAGUCUGGCAAGAUGCUUAUUCACCUAUUCAGUGAUGCUAAUUACAACCUGUUGGGCUUCAAUGCAACAUACACCUUCUCUGUUUGCCCUGGAGCCUGUGGCGGUCACGGCCGUUGUGAUUCCUCCACAUCCAAGUGCCACUGUCACCAGGGUUGGGGAGGAGCAUCUUGUACGACUCCUCUGUGUUCCCAGGCUUGUUCCCUGAAUGGACAAUGCGACAAGAGAGGAGAACGCUGCCAGUGUAACCCGGGCUUCCUCGGCUACAGCUGUCAGCUUGGUCUCCGGAACGAUGACGGGGCAGGGCAGUGGUGGCGUGUAAGUGAGGGAAACCCCAACGCACCUCCGAGGACAGCUUCUGCUGGCGUGUACCUGUCCUCAACUGGAGCCAUGUACUUGUUUGGAGGAUUUGAUCUGAACAGAGCUCUUGGUGACUUAAUCAAGUACAAUUUCACAUCCAACCAAUGGGAAAGCAGGUCUUAUGGUCACUCCCCUGUGGCUCGCCACUCCCACACCGCUGUACAGUACAUGGGUAAUAUGGUUAUCUUCGGAGGAGAGCUAGCUAAUGGAUCCUUGGCCAGCGACGUCUGGAUGUACAGGCCUGUCCAGGAUGACUGGCAGCAGCUCGGCUUUUUCCACUCGCGCGGUGCACCCAAACUGGCCAAUCAUGCUGCAGCGGUGGUGGACAGCUAUCUCUAUGUCUUUGGAGGUCGCACUGAGGAGGAUAUGUUUUCCUCGACCCUCUACCGCUUCGGCUUGCACGGUUCAGGACGGUGGGAGACAGUUCAGCCCACUGGUGGGAAGCCCUCUGCCUCUGCUGGCCACUCCAUGGUGUUCCACAGCCCGUCCAGGACCCUGCUGGUCUAUGGAGGUCACAGGCCUACUACUGCCAGGUUUAGCGUGCGGGUGAACAACACGGACGUCUUCCACGUGGACAAGCGGUUCUGGACAUCCUUUCGUUCCCGUUUUCCAACGACCGGGCCCAGAGAGAGAGCUUUCCACACCGCCACUGUCAUCGGGAACUACAUGGUGGUCUUCGGUGGAAAUGUGCAUAACCAUUACCUGGAAGAGAAAUGCUACGACGAGGACAUUUUCUUCUAUCAUCUGGGAUGCCACCAGUGGGUGUCUUCUGGGGAGUCCAACGGUCAAGCUGUGAGGGGGCGGUAUUCGCAUGUCGCGGCAGUGAUGGAGGGACGUGUGCUGCUGGUUGCCGGCGGUUACAGUGGCGUUGCCCGUGGCGAUCUUGUGGCGUACAAAGUGCCGUUGUUUGUUAGCAGCGAUCAAGGCGACCGGGACGCUGUUUGUGCUGAGGCGCUUGAUGAAAGCAUGUGCCUGAAGAACCCAGAAUGCAGCUGGUGUGAAGGCCGCUGUCGAGAGUAUCAGCCCACCAACCCGUGUGGCAGCACUGGCUGCUUGGGCCUGGCCCGCUUCCUGUCAGACUGCCAGUCCUGCCUGGUCUUCAGCGGCACCCCGGAGUCCCUCGCGCGAGCCCCCGGUGAAUUCGGCUGGUGUGUCCAGAACGAGUCCUGCCUGCCAGUUUCAGACCGAAGUGCGUGCCGCGUGGACCAGAUCUCAGGGGCGUACGGAUGGUGGGGGGAGCGUACCCGUUUCCUAACCUCCCUCCACUCCUGUCGCACCGAGAACUAUGUCCCGGGACUGCACCUGCUCACCUUCCAGCACCCCCGCAACGACUCCCAGCCUGACAAGGUAUCCAUCCUCCGCAGCACCAACAUCAUUCUUAGCCCCACCACAGAAAUGGAUGUGGCCCUGCAGUUCAAGGGCUUCAUCCACCCUUUAUGGGGAGGGCCUCCACCCGCGCCUCCUCCCACAGAGACCAUCUUCGUAUGGGCUCGUAUCCAGAGGUUCCACUUUGAGGCUCGAAUGGCUUCAGGACCCAACUCCACCCAAAUGGAGGUGGUGGGUCGCUGGGCAGCCCAGCAGGAAAAGGAGCUGAAAGUGCUGGUCCGACCAGAUGGAAGCAGACUCUUCUCCAACCUGACCAGGGGGAACCAUUACCUCGUUCAAGCUGAAGGCUACCUUAACAACUCGGGCUCGGGACAAACGAGUGAAAUGGCCCUGAUCUGGAACAGAACAUUGGCACGAGGGAGUGAGAUCUCUUACUUCUUCCUGGAGCCCUACCGCUCGGGUUCCUGCUCGGGUUACAUGUCGUGUCUAGCCUGCCUGUCUGACCAGUCGUGUGGCUGGUGCCCGUCUCUGUCCCGCUGCCUGCUGCGAGACAGCCCAGACCCAGAAUACUGUCCUGAGAUAGACGUGGUUGACGAGAAAGGAGACGGACAGCGCCAUCUGCUGUUGGCACCGCAGCACUGCACUCUGUGUGAGGAGUACAGAGAUUGCUCUGCGUGCACUCAGGAUCCUUACUGUGAGUGGCAGAUAAACUCCAGCAAGAAAGGUGACUUUCAGUGCAGUCGGCGGGGAAGGUUGGAAGGAUCCAUCCGUGACCCAAAGGGGUGUCCUAAAGUCUGCAACCAGAGAAAGACGUGCAGCGAGUGCCUCUCCAACUCCAGUCAGUGUGCAUGGUGUGAAUCUGCCCAGGCUUGCUUCUAUUUUGCUGCCUAUCUCACAAAGUAUCCCUACGGAGAGUGCAGGGACUGGUAUGACAGUGUCCAUUCAGUUCCUCAGUGUAAGCAGUGUUCAGCUUUAAACACAUGUACAGAGUGCCUGAGAACAUUUCAGUGUGGCUGGUGUGGCGACUACAACAAUCCCACAAUUGGAAAGUGUUUGAGGGGAGACUGGGCAGGAAUGGAUGAUCCAUCUGUAUAUAACUGCAGUGUGGCCGUGGCAGAAGCUCGGGCUGCAAACCCGGAACCUCAGACCUCGGCCCCACCCAGACCUCUGGAAAUGGAGCUGGAGCUGGAGAUCUUCGAUGACGAGGAGAAAGAUGCGGUCUGGUCUUACCCCACAUGUCCUGACGUGGAGGAGUGCAGGCUAGGCCUCCACAACUGUCACCCUUUUGCCACUUGCAUCAACACCCCCACCUCGUACGAGUGCCACUGUGAGAGAGGAUACACGGGCGACGGCACGCUGCACUGCAACCAGACUUGUUACAAUGAGUGCCGUGAGGGCUCGUGUAGCGGCAGCCCACGGUUUGAGUGUGAAUGUUCCCUGGGCUGGACAUCUGACCCCGCCACGCUGGUUCUGAGUGGCGUCGAAUGUGACGUGGACUGUGGCUGCAACUUCCACUCCACCUGCAUCACCGCUCCUGGGAUCUGUGAUGAAUGCCAGGAUUGGACGACAGGACCUCACUGUGAGCACUGCCGUCCCGGUAGCUUCGGUUCCGCCCUGGCUGGAGGCGGCGGCUGUGUCCCUUGCGAGUGCAACGGACACGGCGACCCGCUCCAAGGUUACUGUCACAACCAGACCGGCCAGUGCUACUGCACUCACAACACUCAGGGACCGCACUGUGAGUCCUGCCUCCCUGGCUACUACGGAGACCCUAGAAACAACGGCACGUGUUACCGCCAGUGCCAGGGUCGCUCCGUCCUGCUCUCCCCCUCCUCCUCCACCUCAACUAUCCCCUUGUCGUCUUCCUUGGGAUGGCGGAGUGGCACAGAAGGGAAGGGAGGACUUUCUCACUGUCUUUGGGUCUUGUCUGUCACUGAGAAGCUUGGACCUUGCAAGCCCAAACAGCUCUGCCCCCCAGUAGCGCUCACCUUACACCCAGACUCUCACACUUACUGUAAAAGCUCUUAUGUUUAUGUAUUCGAUGGCCUCCCUCGCUUUCUGGCCAAUGGAGUCGUACAUUCUGAUCACAACCUUAUCGGAGCGUUUUGCGGCACAACAAGGACUCAGCCAAUCACGGUUGAGGCCACCUCAGGUGUGAUCUCAGUCUACUUUGAAGCCAACGUCUCUUCAAAUAAACCCCAAGGCUUCAAUGCGUCUUUCUGGGUGCGUCGGUGUCAGCAGAGCUCUGACGAGGAUGAAGAGGGCUCAGCUAUGUGUGCGGGCGGAGCCCAGUGCGAGAGGGGGCUGUGCAAGUGUCCUCAGGGAUAUGGGGGACCAUACUGUGACCGACCCAUGUGCCCCCAGGACUGUGGAGCAACAGAAGGAAGAGGAAAUUGCAAUAGGACUCUGGGAGUUUGCGUGUGCUCUGAAAGCUGGGCCGGCUCAGACUGCUCAGUCGUCCGGGACUCCAACAGCUUGAUUUGGGAGACUCUGCUAGACACACAGCUGACAAUGAAACAGGCUCAUAGGUUCCUCCAAAGGAUGGGUCACUCUCUGGUAUCUGGACCUCAGGGCAACCUUUGGAUGUAUGGAGGGCUUUCUCUCUCAGAUGGCAUUCUUGGAAACGUGUACAGAUAUUCUGUGUUGGAGUGUUGUUGGACCCAAAUGUUGACAAGUUCUCUGGACGAACAGGCAACGCCCAGCCCUCGCUACCACCAUGCCGCUGCACUGCUAAACACUUACGAGCUGGACUCUGGAAGCCACGAGGGGGGUCACAGCUUCAUGUUGGUGGUCGGGGGUGUCACUCAAAGUGGUGUUGCCAUGGAUACCUGGACUCUUAAUCUCAGCAGCUUGGUCUGGAGAGAGCACAAAAGCUCAGUGCUGCCCCCGGUGGCCGGUCACACUUUAACCGUCCGUCGAGACAUCUCAGUGCUUCUGAUUGGAGGUUACUCUCCGGAAAACGGCUUCAACCAUCACCUGCUGGAGUUCAGCCCUCAUACGGGGAACUGGACAAUCGUCCCUCACACUGGAACACCACCUACAGGUUUAUACGGCCACUCGGCAGUGUACCAUGAGCAAACCGACGCCAUCUAUGUGUUUGGAGGAUAUCGUUUUCAUGUGGAGACGGUGGAGCCAUCGGGCGAGCUCUAUAGUCUGUAUUACCCCAACCUUACCUGGUCUCUCCUGGUUCCUUCACAGGGUAAAAAGCCUCUGUCCCGUUUCUUCCAUGCUGCUGCUUUAAUCAAAGACACCAUGAUCGUCGUUGGUGGGAGAACAGAAGCAGAAGACUACAGUAACUCUGUGUCUCUGUACCAGAUCAACUGCAACACCUGGAUACAGCCUGUUUCAGCCGUAGGGGAUCCAGUCAAUCGCUCAGUGUCUCUUGCGAUGACGAGCUGGGAUGGCCGCCUUUUCCUGUCAGGUGGCUUUAAUGGCGUCACACUGGGUAGACUCCUGACUCUGACGGUGCCCUCUGACCCCUGCGCCCUCCUGCCGACACCAGAGGCCUGCAACGCCACCACAGGCAGCUGUGUGUGGUGUAGCGGUACCUGUGCGUCUUCUGAUGCUGCAGAGAGAAUGGGCUGCCUCUUUGGGCAUUCCACCUGCUCCCCGACUCCUCGUCAACCAGAUCAGUGCCGCAGACUUAAGACCUGCAGCGAAUGCCUUGCUCGGCACCCUAAAACCUUUUCCACUCCAUCUCAGCCUGCUUUACAGUGCAAGUGGUGCACAAACUGCCCAGAAGGGGCUUGUAUCAGCAGCUCUGUCAGCUGUACAUCAGAACAUGACUGUCGGAUCAACCAGAGAGAAAUUUUCCUGUCCAGCAACUGCACUGAGACCAGCUGCGAAGCUUCAGACUGCCCCAAGUGUACCGCUUCUGGAAAAUGCAUGUGGACUCGCCAGUUCAAGCGUACAGGUGAAACGAGGCGAAUCCUGAGCGUGAACCCCACUUACGACUGGACAUGUUUCAGCUACGCGCUGCUCAACGUCUCACCCAUGCAGGUGGAGUCGUCCCCCCCUCUCCCGUGUCCCGCUCCCUGUCACACUCUGCACAACUGCAGCCUCUGUCUGGGCUCCAGGGGCUCUGAUGGGGGCUGGCAGCACUGUGUGUGGAGUAUGGCUCUGCAGCAGUGCAUGAGUCCGUCUUUCGUGCCCCUUCGCUGUGAAGCGGGUCAGUGUGGCCGGCUUCUCUCUGGGGGAGACUCCUGCUCUCCAAAGUGCUCCCAGCUCACCCAGUGCUCCCAGUGCAUUGCCAGGCCUCAGUGCGGCUGGUGUGCUACCGGCGGAGGCAAUGGAGCUGGGCGCUGCUUACAAGGGGGAGUUGAUGGCGUGAGUGAGGGUGUUUGCCCUGUGAGAAACAGCAGCUGGUCCUUCCUGCAUUGUCCGGAGGAGGAUGAGUGUGCCAACGGCCAUCAUCACUGCAACAGCACUCAGGACUGCCAUGACUUACCUGAGGGUUACCACUGCACGUGCAAGCAGGGUUACAUACUUAACAGCGUUUCUGGUCAGUGUGAGCCGGUGUGUGCCCAGGGCUGCGUGAACGGCACCUGCGUGUCCCCGGGAGUUUGCCAGUGUCACUUUGGCUUUGUCGGGGAUAACUGCUCCUCUGAGUGCAAAUGCAACAAACACAGCAACUGCGCCAGCGUUGACAAACCCGAUGUUUGUCUGGAGUGCCGCAACAACACCAAAGGUAAGCACUGCGAGAAGUGCAAGCCUUUGUUUGUGGGCUCCGCCAUAGAUGGCGGCACCUGUCGUCCAUGUCGGGACUUUUGCAGGGGAAACGGCAUGGUGUGUCUGUCCCGGGAUGAAUAUAACAAGGCCAUCGAGAACCCUCGUCUCUUCCCUCUGGACCCCAUAGUUAUUCUGAGCUGGGUGUCUGAAGGUCCCACAGAAAAUACUGCAGUGUGUGUGAAUUGCCAAAACAACAGUGUUGGGGACAAGUGCGAGGGCUGCCGUCGUGGCUACUUCUUACUGAAUGGGAAAUGUGAAAAAUGUCAGUGUAACGGUCAUGCAGACACUUGUGAGCCUGAUGGCAGCGGCUGCCCCUGCCAAAACAACACAGAGACCUCCUCCUGCCUCAGCAGCCCUCAGAACGACCGAAAAGACUGCUACAGGCAACAAUGUGCCAAAUGCAAAGACUCCUUCAACGGCAACCCGGUGAACGGGCGUCAGUGCUACCGUCAGUUUAACGUGGACUCGGAGUUCUGCUUUGAUCCCACGUCCCAAACGAACUGCUUCCACGAUCCCACCAUUCGCAACCUGCCCAAGGGUCGCACCGUCUUCUUCGCCGCGCAGCCGAAGUUCACGAACGUGGACAUCCGGGUCACCAUCGACGUCACCUUUGGAGAAGUGGAGGUUUAUGUCUCCAACUCGCACGACACCUUCAUAGUGGAUGUGGACCGCCACACGGGGAUCCACACCAUUAAGAUAGAGGACGAGUCUGCGAGUCGCGGGACCGCUGCAGCAGCGGAAAAGGAUUCUCCUCCGUCCCCGAUGAAAGUGUUCGCCAACGCCUCGUCCAACGCGGGAGGUCCCGCGCUCGCCCACAAUCCCUUGCAGCUGCAAGCCAAACCGCCGGGGGCAGAGAGAGAAAUCCGAGUGGAGCGGGCUGAGGGACUCAUCUCCUACAUAACCGUAGGGAAGCCCCAGACGGUGCUGAUUGUCCGAGGAGUUCGGGACCGCGUGGUCAUCACCUUCCCGCACGAGGUGCACUCCCUGAAAUCCAGCCGCUUUUACAUCGCUCUCAGAGGCGUGGGACAGGGCGAGUCGCAGGGCCUGCUGUUCGUGCGGCAGGACCAGGCCCACAUAGACCUCUUCGUCUUCUUCUCUGUUUUCUUCUCCUGCUUUUUCCUCUUUCUGUCUGUCUGCGUGCUCUUGUGGAAGGUCAAGCAAUUCCUGGACUUCCGGCGGGAGCAGCGUCGCCACAUUCAGGAGAUGACCAAGAUGGCGUCCCGGCCGUUUGCCAAACUCACCAUAUACCUUGAGCCGGAGGAGCCUCAGCUCAUCUAUCUGCCGUCGGCCGGCGGAGGGGUGGGGGGCAGCACUGUAUCGAUCGCUCACGCCCGCACGGGCAAGCUGAGCGGAGUGGUCGUGGGCCAGAGGGGCAGAGCGGGACCGGUCUAUAAACACGACCAGGGCUCCGGACCCACAGCGCACCACCACCACCACCAUCAUCACCUCACCCUGAGUGGGGGAGGCAACAGCGGACAGCAUCUACCGCUGCACUACUUAAACACACAUCACUACGCCAGCACCACAGCAGGCACCCAGUCCUCUCAUCACCACCACCCAUCCACGUACUCUGGCUACCAGCAGUUCUGCCGCUCCGACCCGUUCCUCUCGCAGCUCAUGGGCUUCUCCUACUCCUCCUUCAAGGUGGGGCCCAUCACCCUGGAGCCCACGGAGGACGGCAUGGCCGGGGUGGCCACCGUCCUCUUCCAGCUGCCCGGCGGCGUCCUGGCACCAAACCGGGCCUGCUUGGGCUCGGCGCUGGUCACCCUGCGCCAGAAUCUGCAGGAAUACUGCGGCCACGGCAGCGGAGGCGGGCACCCGGGGGCGGGGGCGGGGCGCAAGGGUCUGCAUCAGCACCUGACCACAAUGGCUAUGUAGGAAGGCGAGCAACAGAUAGGAACGAAAAGGUAUAGACAGAUGUAAAAAGCCUGUAAAGUGCUUGGAAUAUUAUAAAUUUAAAUUUUUGAAAGUAUGCCAGCUGAAAGGCAAAGUCCAAAAGAACGUUACUGUGCACGCAGUAAAAUUAGCUUUUUGAACCCAAAUGUACAUACACUGUAUAAUGAAAUAAGUGUCUUAUAUUGUAUGAUGUACUGCUCUGUGAUAAUUCAGCGCCACACAUGACCAAGUCAGCUGUCUCUGCAAUGCACUACAAAUGGCUACGCUACAAAAUAAACGCGCCUGUGAUCCCUAAAGCGGUAGGACCACAUUAAAGGUGGACUUAAAUGGUAUUCACCAAACCAUGGUGUAUAAGCAAAAUGAGGAAAGAAAUGCACGCUUUGGAACCGACAUGUGCUUUAUACGUUACAAAGCUGACAAUCAGUGUUAAAUUGUAUUGCAAAGAAGAAACUUUAAUUGGUAAAACAUUAUGUGCAUAAUGGUAAUUGUCAGCCCAGUGCAGAAACAGUGUUGCUUGUGAGAUUGUUAUUUAUCAGUCGAUAUUAGUGAUUUCUAACUGUAACUCAAUAUGCGGCAGGCUUCUAAGCUACCCGUUUCUGUUAAACAAACACUUAGUAUUUUUUUUUUUUUUUUUUGCAUAUUCAGCCACAUUUUCUGUUACUUCGUCUUACCUGACUUCACUUUAUGCCUUUUCUGCGAGUCAGCAGGCUUACACUUGAAACUUUUCUGGUAAAUGUGUCUGGUGAAGAAAGUUAACGUCCUACAUUUCCUGUCUGGUUUUGUUCUUUUAAAGAAAUGACAAAAAAAAAAAGUUGUGGUUUUUGACACUAGUAUUCUGUAUUCUCUGGAGCUGCUCUAAAAUUAUUUAUCAAACACUACAGGACUAGUCGAAAAUAGAUGACAACAUAUUGUUGAAGCCUCUGUUUUGCUUUCAAGAUGUCAGUCUGUGACUGGUUACACAAAAUGAUUGUAAUCGUAAAGUAUGACUAGAGUUCAAAAUGUAUCAGGAAACGAGAUUUGAGAACUCUUGAGAAGGUCUGAGUGCAUUUUGAGACAGAAUCACUCAACUGUGUUGCGUUGGCUUUAGUAUUUCCUUUCCUUUCUGUUGCUCUCUUUGCACUGCAUGGAGCCAGCGACCUCCUGACCAACAUAAACCCAUUCUCCAGUGGCACACAUUGUUAAAAAAAAUAAAAAAUUAACUAACAGUGAUGCUGCUGGAUUCUUAUCAGAUUAAACAAAAAGUGUUUGUUUCUUUUUAUCAGUUGCAAAAUAAUGAAGCAAAACUAAAUCUCAAGCUGAGACUGUCUUUAUUUAUACCAGCCCGUCGCUAAUAAGCAUUUUUUUUAAUCUUGUAUCUUUGCGCAUGAAUUAUUAUUUUUUUUGUUGUUGUUUACAUGCUUUGUUUUUGUACAUAACCUCCGUUGUGUUUGUUCUUUUGUUUUCAAAGAAAGGGAACAGUAUUGUGAAAAACGACUGAGUAAAGAUUCAGUGUCCUGAGUCAGCUGAAAUAAAGUCUGUGGAACCUGC